Molecule: messenger RNA, 331 nt
Organism: Amoebophrya sp. A120
Lineage: Eukaryota; Dinophyceae; Syndiniales; Amoebophryaceae
Source: the annotation of a GenBank genome assembly
AUGCCGGGACCAGCACAGAGUUGUUCCUCGGAAUGUAGUCCGGUCGGAGCCGUGAAGCUCAAGGGCGAGACCACUUCCGGAUCGAGGAGGUCAAGAAGUACUUCUUCUUCACGUAGUUUACCGACGCCGGCGGCGGCGUCACACGGUCCAGAUCUCAAACAUCAACUGGAGGCCGAGGCACGACAAGCCGUACUAUGCGGAUCUUCAAGAAGUAGAUAUCCCUCGCGCCGGCGCGGAAAGACGAAGACAUCGUCCCGGAGCGCAUCUCCAGUUCGACUGUCGCCCCGGCGUCGUGAGAAGAAGAGCCAGGAUCUUCAAGCCGGUGGCGUGA